Molecule: messenger RNA, 879 nt
Organism: Asterias rubens (European starfish)
Lineage: Eukaryota; Metazoa; Echinodermata; Asteroidea; Forcipulatida; Asteriidae
Exons: 4
Coding region: 12-797 (261 amino acids)
Biological process (GO): signal transduction; regulation of apoptotic process
Molecular function (GO): protein binding
Source: RefSeq, a predicted model, not a curated record
ACUUUCUGAAGAUGAUGAUGGUUGACGCGAGGCUAACUAGUGCUAGUGGGACUGGGACUAGUUUUUUUGGCACGUCGACAGGAAGCGCAUUCAAGGACACGAAGAAAGUACAGUAUCGAAGAGUGCUGAGUGACAUCGCAAGCAAACUCAACGCAGAAGAUAUAAAGACCAUGCGAUUUAUUUGCAAAGCCGUUGAUGGACUCUCAAAGAGAGAUUUGGAACUAGAGGACCCCCUGGACUUUUUCCAAAAAUUGGAAGACCGCGGAGUGAUGUCUGACGACGAUACAAGCUUUUUUAGAGAACUUCUCGAUAUGGUCCACAGACCGGACUGUAUGGCGUUGCUAGAUGGGUACGAGAGAUCAAGAAGUGCAACUGAAGGAGCUGAACGAGUGAGGGAUCAUUUGGGGCAAAGGGUCUCUACCGACGGUGUGUGUGAAGACUUUCACAAGCUCUACGUACAUGUAGGCAUGCCUGGUCCACACAAAAUCAGAGGUCCUAUCCAGCAACCAAUAGAGGGUAGCUUUGGUGAAGAUUUGUCAGAAGCUUUCGAAAUUGUGGUCGAAGAGCUUGGUAGAGACUGGCGGCAGCUUGCUCGUAGACUUCAACUAACUGAGACGGAGAUCGAUUUCAUCACUGAGAAUCACAUGCGAGAUCUUAGAGAGCAGAGUAUGCAGUGUUUGGUCGUCUGGAAGAAGAAGAUGAGAACAAGAGCCACUAAAGCCGCUCUAAUUGAAGCCCUUAAAAGAUGCAAGAUGAUGUACAUCUCAGACAGAUUGGAAGGACUUCAGGUCAGAUGAUAGGAGGUUUUCUAUCACUGCAUACAAAAAAAAAAAUCACAAGCCUGCCGCCGAUUUCACAAAGAGUUUGGACUCGUCUUAU